Podarcis muralis (Common wall lizard) is the source of this 1037-nucleotide messenger RNA. Lineage: Eukaryota; Metazoa; Chordata; Lepidosauria; Squamata; Lacertidae. The record is from RefSeq and is a predicted model, not a curated record.
CCCCACUUUCUUUGGCAGGUAUUGCCAAAGGCGCAGGGGCGCAGCCCUGCCCUGGAAACCCUCCGCCCGGGAAAGCGCGUAGGGUCAGUCGGCAGGGGGCACUCUGCACAUGCCCCGGGGCCCCUUUCUCGCAGCCCCACCCAUCGCAGGCCCGAAGCCGCGGCCCCGUCCGGGAAAAAGGUCCGGGGGCUCGGCGGGCGAGGACUCCCCAGCGGCGAGGAAGAUUGCGCGCAAAGGGAUGCGCGCUCUGCACAUGCCCGGAGGAAGCGCGCUUGCAGCUCGCCCCGCCGAGGAUGAAGCCCAGCUGGGGGGGCCGGGCUGCGGGACCCCCGCCCGGUCCCCCCCAGGCUCUUGGCGAGCAGGGAGUGGCCGCUCACCUGGAGGCAAAGGCGGCUGGGGGCGCCGGCGUCUCCGUCCUCCUCCUCCUGCGAUGGCCGCUCGGGCUGCGGCGGCUCCUCCUCCUCCUCCUCCUCCAGCCGCCGCCUCCCGGCUCUCCGUGGCCGGCCUCUCCCUCGGCUCCCCCCGCGCGCCGGGAAGGAAGCGCCGCCCCCGCCGCCCGCGCCCGGGAGCCGGAGAGGCGUGCGCCCCGGCGGGCUCCCUUUCCCGAGGCGCCCCUUGGAGACGGCGCGGAGAAAUCACAGACGCGCCCUGAGAUUUGGGGAGGGCGCAGCGCAACGGCAACAAAGGAAUUCCGCGGCACGGAGCCGCAGGGCUGGAAGCGCGGGCGGCGAUUCCCCGGGUGCCCCCAGCACCCACCAAAUUCCCCACCAAGGGGCCGGGCACCCACAAGAAUUCAGUGCCGGGGCCAAGCGGGCGCUCCUGAUGGGAAGGAGGGACCCCGGGGCUCCAGAUGCGUUUGCUCACCUUCCGUGACUUACCUGCCUUUUCUCCCCAAGAUCAGUCACUCUCUGGUGACGCCUGGAAAAUAGAAGCAGAAGCUUCCUUAUGGCAGGAGGGCAGGAAGCUGGGGAGCCGGACCGCCGGCCACAAAAACCUACGCAGCAAUAAAUGGGUCAUUCGAAGUGCCCUAAACCUUG